AUGCAUGUGUAUGCCAAAUUCAUGAAAGAACUUUUCAACGGUAAACAUAAGUUGAAAGGUGAUGAAAAUGUAGCUUUAGCAGAGGAAUAUAGUGCCGUCAUUCAACAUCGACUACCACCUAAACUCACAGAUCCAGGUAAGUUCACGAUUCCUUGCUCUAUCAGUUCAUUAAAAAUUGGACAAACACUAUGUAAUUUAGGGGCUAGCAUAAAUUUGAUGUCGCUAUCUAUGAUAAGGAAAUUAGAUUGUGGGGAUCCAAAACCUACGAAAAUGACUUUUCCUCUAGCCGACCGAUCUAUCACUUAUCCCUAUGGAGUACUAGAGGACGUAUCGAUAAAGGUUGAUGAUUUACUGUUUCCCGCCGAUGUUGUCAUUUUGGAUAUGUCGAAAGAUGUUGAAACACCAUUAUUAUUAGGAAGACCAUUCCUUUCAACAGACAAAGCUUUGAUUGAUGUUGAAAUAGUAGAAUUGAUUCUCAUGUUUAAUAAAGAACAAGUAAUAUUUAAUGUGUUUGAAGCCAUGAAACAUGCUCAUGAGGAUUUGCAAUGCUACCAAAUUGAUUUGAUUGACAAAUUGAUAGAAAAUGUUUCGAUAGAAGAAAAACCAUUGUCUCCAAUAGAAAAUGUUUUUGUACAAUCUAUCGAUGAAAUAGAAGAAGAUGACAAUGAUGUUAAGGUAAAUGAGAUGGUACUACAAUUUCAAUCUUCACAAUUGGAUCCAGCGUAUAAAGUUUUUGAAGAAUUAGGAGGAAGUAGUGAAGACAAACUGACGGAACCCAAACUAAAAGAACUCCCUGAGCAUUUGAAAUAUGUCGUUCUAAGUCAAGGAAAUAGGCACCCCGUAAUUAUUAGCAGUACUUCGUCAAUAAUCAAAGAAGAAAAGUUUUUACUUUUACUGAAAGAAAAUAAGGAGACAUUAGGGUGGAAUCUAGCAGAUUUGAAGGGGAUUAUUCCAGCUAUUGCAUGCAUAAAAUCAAACUGGAAGAAGAAUUUAAAUCGUUUAUUCAACCUCAAAGAAGAUUAUAUCCAGAAAUGA
Molecule: messenger RNA, 1035 nt
Organism: Lathyrus oleraceus (garden pea)
Lineage: Eukaryota; Viridiplantae; Streptophyta; Magnoliopsida; Fabales; Fabaceae
Exons: 1
Coding region: 1-1035 (344 amino acids)
Source: RefSeq, a predicted model, not a curated record